This is a messenger RNA of Pyrus x bretschneideri (Chinese white pear), 973 nucleotides long. RefSeq names its product nucleoside diphosphate kinase 2, chloroplastic-like. Gene Ontology annotation, biological process: UTP biosynthetic process; GTP biosynthetic process; CTP biosynthetic process. The record is from RefSeq and is a predicted model, not a curated record. Gene Ontology annotation, molecular function: nucleoside diphosphate kinase activity. Bases 51 to 746 code for a protein of 231 amino acids. NCBI's taxonomy places the organism in Eukaryota, Viridiplantae, Streptophyta, Magnoliopsida, Rosales, Rosaceae. The transcript has 7 exons.
CGUGCAGGGAGGAAGGGAGGGAUAGAGAAAGCGAGAAGCAGAGGGACUCGAUGGAAACCGUGGCAGUGUUUGGCGGAGCAAGUCCAGGCUUUCCCUCAUCCCUUCAACGCAGAAGAAGCUGCAGUAGCUUACCCUCCGCCCACCACAAGCCUAACCUACGCGCCCACCACCACCACCAACUAUCUGCAUUCCCUUCAAGCCUCCAUCUUUUCUCAUAUUUCCCAGCUCGUCCCCAUGCCAGAACCCUCUCCAAACCUCGCAUCUUUCUUCCCCACUUGGUUGCUUCACUGGAACAAGUUGAUGAGACGUACAUAAUGGUGAAGCCUGAUGGAGUUCAACGUGGCCUUGUUGGAGAGAUAAUCUCAAGGUUUGAAAAGAAGGGAUUUAAGCUGACUGGCUUGAAGCUCUUCCAGUGCCCCCAAGAUUUGGCAGAGGAGCAUUAUAAGGAUCUCAAGGGAAAGUCGUUCUUCCCCAAAUUGAUCGACUACAUUGUAUCUGGCCCCGUUGUGUGCAUGGCAUGGGAGGGUGUUGGUGUUGUCGCUGCAGCACGUAAGUUGAUUGGGGCUACAAAUCCUCUACAAGCUGAACCGGGAACUAUAAGAGGGGAUCUUGCUGUUCAAACAGGAAGGAACGUGGUUCAUGGGAGUGACAGCCCUGAAAAUGGAAAGCGUGAAAUAGCUCUCUGGUUCAAAGAAGGUGAAUUAUGUCAGUGGACACCAGUUCAAGCACCGUGGUUAAGGGAGUGAUUUCUCCAAAACUCAGUUCUAGCGAGGGACACGAUUUUGAAAGAGUUUGCUGAGCCCCUAUAUCUCUGUGGGUUAUGUAUGUGAUCUUAGACUAUUCAAUAACCCGUCAUAAACUAUCAUGUUAAAUCUGAGAUUUUGAAGCUUGAAGAAUUUUUUUCAUAUUCCUUUGGCGUUGUACCUUCACAUUCUUUCAAAUUAAAUGAUGAAUUACAAAACAAUUCCACAUA